UCGGCGCUGGAAGGAAGCAGUCGUUUGCUCUGAACCCAGCGGCUGCGCUGGGGUAUGCGGUACCUGCUAGCGUGGCUGCUGCACCCCGCUUUGCCCAGCACCUUCCGCUCGGUCCUCGGCUCCCGCCUGUCGCCCCCGGAGCGCCUCUGUGGUUUCCACAGUAAGACCUACAGUAAAAUGAAUAAUCCGGCUAUCAAGAGACUAGGAAAUCACAUAAUCAAAUCUCCUGAAGACAAGAGAGAAUACCGUGGGCUAGAGCUGGCCAAUGGCAUCAAAGUACUUCUCAUCAGCGACCCCACCACCGAUAAGUCGUCAGCUGCACUUGAUGUACACAUAGGUUCAUUGUCAGAUCCUCCAAAUAUUGCUGGCUUAAGUCAUUUUUGUGAACAUAUGCUAUUUUUGGGAACAAAGAAAUACCCUAAAGAAAAUGAAUACAGCCAGUUUCUCAGUGAGCACGCGGGAAGUUCAAAUGCUUUUACUAGUGGAGAGCAUACCAAUUACUAUUUUGACGUUUCCCAUGAACACCUAGAAGGUGCCCUAGACAGGUUUGCACAAUUUUUUCUGUGCCCCUUGUUUGAUGAGAGUUGCAAAGACAGAGAGGUGAAUGCAGUUGAUUCAGAACAUGAGAAGAAUGUGAUGAACGAUGCUUGGAGACUCUUUCAGUUGGAAAAGGCUACGGGGAAUCCCAAACACCCCUUCAGCAAAUUUGGGACAGGUAACAAAUAUACUCUAGAGACUAGACCAAACCAAGAAGGCAUUGAUGUAAGACAAGAGCUACUUAAGUUCCAUUCUACGUAUUAUUCAUCCAACUUAAUGGCUAUUUGUGUUUUAGGUCGAGAAUCUUUAGAUGACUUGACUGAUCUGGUGGUAAGGUUAUUUUCUGAAGUAGAGAAUAAAAAUGUCCCAUUGCCAGAAUUCCCUGAACAUCCUUUUCAAGAAGAACAUCUUAGACAAAUUUACAAAAUAGUACCUAUUAAAGAUAUUAGGAAUCUUUAUGUGACAUUUCCCAUACCUGACCUUCAGAAAUACUACAAAUCAAAUCCUGGUCAUUAUCUUGGUCAUCUCAUUGGGCAUGAAGGUCCUGGAAGUCUGUUAUCAGAACUUAAAUCAAAGGGCUGGGUAAAUACUCUUGUUGGUGGGCAGAAGGAAGGAGCCCGAGGUUUUAUGUUUUUUAUCAUUAAUGUGGACUUGACUGAGGAAGGAUUAUUACAUGUUGAAGAUAUAAUUUUGCACAUGUUUCAAUACAUUCAGAAGUUACGUGCAGAAGGACCUCAAGAAUGGGUUUUCCAAGAGUGCAAGGAUUUGAAUGCUGUUGCUUUUAGAUUUAAAGAUAAAGAGAGGCCACGGGGCUAUACCUCUAAGAUUGCGGGAAUAUUGCAUUAUUAUCCCCUAGAAGAAGUGCUCACAGCUGAAUAUUUACUGGAAGAAUUUAGACCUGAUUUAAUAGAGAUGGUUCUCGAUAAACUCAGACCAGAAAAUGUCCGGGUUGCAAUAGUUUCCAAAUCUUUUGAAGGAAAAACUGAUCGCACAGAACAAUGGUAUGGAACCCACUACAAACAAGAAGCUAUACCAGAUGAAGUCAUUAAGAAAUGGCAGAAUGCUGACCUGAAUGGGAAAUUUAAACUUCCAACAAAGAAUGAAUUUAUUCCUACGAAUUUUGAGAUUUUAUCUUUAGAAAAAGAAGCAACACCAUACCCUUCUCUUAUUAAGGAUACAGCUAUGAGCAAAUUGUGGUUCAAACAAGACGAUAAGUUUUUCUUGCCGAAGGCUUGUCUCAACUUUGAGUUUUUCAGCCCAUUUGUUUAUGUGGACCCCUUGCACUGUAACAUGGCCUAUUUGUACCUUGAGCUCCUCAAAGACUCACUCAACGAGUAUGCAUAUGCAGCAGAGCUAGCAGGCUUGAGCUAUGACCUCCAAAAUACCAUCUAUGGGAUGUAUCUCUCGGUGAAAGGUUACAAUGACAAGCAGCCAAUUUUGCUAAAGAAGAUUAUUGAGAAAAUGGCUACCUUUGAGAUUGAUGAAAAAAGAUUUGAAAUUAUCAAAGAGGCAUAUAUGCGAUCUCUCAACAAUUUCCGAGCUGAACAGCCUCACCAGCACGCCAUGUACUACCUCCGCCUGCUGAUGACUGAGGUGGCCUGGACUAAAAAUGAAUUAAAAGAAGCCCUGGAUGAUGUCACCCUUCCUCGCCUUAAGGCCUUCAUACCUCAGCUUCUGUCACGGCUGCACAUUGAAGCCCUUCUCCAUGGAAACAUAACAAAGCAGGCUGCAUUAGGGAUUAUGCAGAUGGUUGAGGACACUCUUAUUGAACAUGCUCAUACAAAACCUCUCCUUCCAAGUCAGCUGGUUCGGUAUAGAGAAGUUCAGCUCCCCGACAAAGGAUGGUUUGUUUAUCAGCAGAGGAAUGAAGUUCACAAUAACUGUGGCAUUGAGAUCUACUACCAAACAGACAUGCAGAGCACCUCGGAGAAUAUGUUUCUGGAGCUCUUCUGUCAGAUCAUCUCUGAGCCCUGCUUCAACACCCUGCGCACCAAGGAGCAGCUGGGUUACAUAGUCUUCAGUGGUCCGCGUCGAGCCAAUGGCAUACAGGGCCUGCGCUUCAUCAUCCAGUCAGAAAAGCCUCCUCACUACCUGGAAAGCAGGGUGGAAGCUUUCUUAAUCACCAUGGAAAAGUCCAUAGAGGACAUGACAGAAGAGGCCUUCCAAAAACACAUUCAAGCAUUAGCGAUUCGUCGACUAGACAAACCAAAGAAACUGUCUGCAGAGUGUGCUAAAUACUGGGGGGAAAUCAUCUCCCAGCAAUACAAUUUUGACAGAGAUAAUACAGAAGUUGCAUAUUUAAAGACACUUUCCAAGGAAGAUAUCAUAAAAUUUUACAAGGAAAUGUUGGCAGUAGAUGCCCCGAGGAGACAUAAGGUAUCGGUCCAUGUUCUUGCCAGAGAAAUGGAUUCUUGUCCUGUGGUUGGAGAGUUCCCGUGUCAAAAUGAUAUAAAUUUGUCACAAGCACCAGCCUUGCCACAACCUGAAGUGAUUCAGAACAUGACUGAGUUCAAGCGUGGUCUGCCGCUGUUUCCCCUUGUGAAGCCACAUAUCAACUUCAUGGCUGCCAAACUCUGAAGAUUUCCCCACAGUGGCAGAGUGCACGAGGAUGCAUUCCCGAGUCUUCCAGGGCUAGGCAACGGUCUUGGCCACUGUAAUAGUUUCCACUAACUCAGGCAAAGUAAGGAAUGGCGUUUUCAAGUGACAUUUUGCCAGGAUUUCUUUCUGUAGAAUCAUGUAUUUUCACAUCUUACGUUUUCACAUUUGCCAUUUUCCAAAUAAUCUAAAUUUGGGGCAAGAAUGAUAUAACCACAGCUGUGGAGGCUGCUUUGGAAAGUGGGGCUCCAUUUCUAUCACCUAAAUGUGGUGCUGUAACUGUCUUUUUAUCCCUACCUUCAAGAGCUUCCUUGUGGGAAGCCCGUCUUUCUCCAUCAGAAGGCGCGUGAAUCUUCACUUCCUUCUGAUUUUAUGCAUUUGUAGACUAUGCAGCUUUUAAUCAAACUGCAAAUAUAUUAUAUAUAAGAGGGAUCUAAAAUUAGUCGUGAGUGUUUAAGUUCACCACUGUAAGAGUGAAUAAUUGAGUAACUUUUAGCUCUUGUUUAAAAAAAAAUGGAUGAAAUUAAAAAGGGGGGACAUCUGUAAUACUUUCAACAAUAAAGAAAAAAUAAAUUUGUUUUAAAAAAAUGGGUGAAAUUUAACAGUUAUUUUUAUGAGCAAGUCACAUGAAGAAAUCUGAAAAGAAUCACAUGUGGUCUUCCAGGGACAGACGAUUGUUCGUGCUCCAGCAUUGGCUGGUUUCCAGAUUGGAUCAAGAGCCACCAUUGGAUCACUCAGGCACACUAAUGGAUUCAUUUAAAUGGGUCCAAACUGAAGUUCAGGAACAAUAACAGACUCCCCCGGAUACCGCUCUUUACUCAAUGCUUAGUAAAGGAGAUUUGUGCAACAAACUAAGUUAUUAGUCACCUGCGACAUUUUAGAAGAGUCUUCUUUCUGACUAGUUGAUUUGGAAGAGAGCAUGUGACACAGCCAGUGUGGUGGCGUGCUAGGGUAACCUGUUU
This is a messenger RNA of Molossus molossus (Pallas's mastiff bat), 4094 nucleotides long. It is a transcript of the gene IDE, whose product is annotated as insulin degrading enzyme. Gene Ontology annotation, biological process: peptide catabolic process. The transcript is spliced from 25 exons. The record is from RefSeq and is a predicted model, not a curated record. Gene Ontology annotation, molecular function: metal ion binding; metalloendopeptidase activity. Bases 55 to 3114 code for a protein of 1019 amino acids. Lineage: Eukaryota; Metazoa; Chordata; Mammalia; Chiroptera; Molossidae. Gene Ontology annotation, cellular component: peroxisomal matrix; cytosol; mitochondrion.